UUAAGUAAGUGUGCACAAUAAGCAGAGAGGUGCAGAGAUUGUGCGAUCCCACCGGCCGUUUGGGAAAGACUCUUAUCCUGGAAGAGCUAAGCUUCCACUGAGCUGAGGAUUGUUGUUGUUGUUCCUCGCAGCCAGGCACCAUGGCCGACUGACUGGACUCUCACAGGAAACAGGAAGUCAGUCGGAGCCGAGGUGACAUGGCUCUCCGCCGGUCGCCUUCAUCCACCUGUGCAGAGCUGGGGUCCAACGGCGCGGGGUUCAGCCGGGUGUCCACCGCGCUCAGUGAGUCCUCGUCCAUCUACAGCGAUCCCCCAUGCACCCUGACCCGGGACGCCUCCGGCACUGGGCUGCGGCCCCGCAGCGUCCUGGAGCCUAAGGGUCACCAGGAGGAGGCCACCGCUGAGGAGUCUCAGAGCCUACUGCAGGUUGUAGACGCACCUUCAAGCCCUCAAGCCAGCAGCGAAGGUCAGUACUUUUGCGAUGGCCUGCGGAAAGUGGACUACGUUUUGGUUUUUCAUCACCGGCGGCACGGCUCCCUGCGAUCCACCGGCGCUGCCUCGGUUUCGCAGGAUCAGCUGUCCAUCGUGUCAAACGGCAACUUCCCUCCUCCGUCGGGCUCCUCCGACGCAGCGGCCGGACGAGGAGCCGGCCCCCGCAGGGAAGAGGCAGCGAGCGCCGGGGAGGUGUUCAUGGAGCUCGGAAUGGCGAGGGGCGGCGAGCCGAUGGAGGCCGCCGACCACGAGAUGCACCUGAUCAGACAAGAGUUUGAGGCCAACCUCCUGGAGGCGGGGCUAGAAGUGGAGAGAGACAGAGAGACGAAGGCCCACGGGCCCAGCUUCACUCGGAUCCACGCGCCGUGGCCCGUGUUGUGUAGAGAGGCCGAGUUUCUCAAGAUUAAAGUUCCCACCAAGCAGAGUUACGAACUCAAAGAGGAAAGUGGCUUUGGGUCCAGUAUGAGCUCGCUGUGGAGGAAACUGAACCAGCCCUUUGAGCCCAAAAUACCACACCAGGACCACGGCAGCACCAAGUUCCUGUCCCACUGCUUCUCCAGAGACAAACUGCACAUGUACAACAUCACAUCUAAGGACACGUUCUUUGACAACGCCACGAGAGGCAGAAUAGUCUAUGAGAUCCUGAGGCGGACGGUGUGUGUACGAACAUGUCAAACUGUAGUGUCCCCCAUAUGUCUGGUUGGCUGGCCCAUGGCAGCAGACGGCCUCAGCCAGCAGGUUCUCACAGAGCUACAGGGGAGGAACGGCAUCAGCACAUUGAUAGCCAAGGGCGUAUAUGACGCCGCCUUCCCUCUUCAUGACGGUGACUUUAAGGUCACUGGACCCCUGGAGGAACGCAACGACAGACAGGUUCUCUUCGAAGAGUGGGCAAGAUACUCGGCCUUCUACAAGUACCAGCCCAUUGAUCUGGUCAGGAAGUACUUUGGAGAGAAGAUUGGCCUGUAUUUUGCCUGGCUUGGUGUUUACACCCAGCUGCUCAUCCCGGCCUCCAUUGUGGGAAUCAUCGUGUUUGGAUACGGCGUGGCGACGGUGGACACCAACAUCCCCAGUUUGGAGAUGUGCGACGAGCGUCUCAACUUCACCAUGUGUCCGCUGUGCGACGGCGCCUGCGACUACUGGCACCUCAGCACGGCCUGCGGCACCGCCAGGGCUUCGCACCUCUUCGACAACCCCGCCACCGUCUUCUUCGCCAUCUUCAUGUCUCUGUGGGCCGUGUUGUUCCUGGAGCAAUGGAAACGGCGACAGAUCAGCCUGAGUUUCAGCUGGGAUCUGACGGGAAUCGAGGACGAUGAGGAACAUCCCCGGCCAAAGUAUGAGACUAUCCUCCUGGAGAAGCGACAGAGGAAGCAGCAGAAGAAGAAGAAAAAGAAGAAAAAGAACGAGCCAGGGAAGCAGGAGGACGGGACAGUGACAGGGAAGGACAGAUGGAGACAAAAACUGCUGUCUGCCAUGGCUGCAGGAGUACCGACGGUCGCCGAGAAGUUGACGUGGAAAGACCGUCUCCCUGGAUACUUCAUGAACAUUUCCUCUAUCCUUUUCAUGUUUGGACUGACGUUUUCAGCAGUUUUCGGCGUAAUCGUCUACCGCAUCACGGUCUCGGCCUUGAUGGCGAUGAGCCCGGACCCUGAGACCAAGUCCAACGUCCGGGUGACCGUGACGGCCACCGCUGUCAUCAUCAACCUUGUGGUCAUCCUGAUCCUGGAUGAAAUCUACGGCGCCGUGGCACUGUGGCUGACUGAACUAGAGAUUCCUAAAACAGAAACCAACUUCGAAGAGCGCCUCAUCCUCAAGGCCUUCCUGCUCAAGUUUAUGAACGCAUACGCUCCCAUAUUUUAUGUGGCUUUCUUCAAGGGACGGUUUGCGGGUCGACCUGGAAGUUAUGUGUACGUCUUCAAUGAUUAUCGCAUGGAGGAGUGCGCACCAGGAGGCUGCCUCAUCGAGUUGUGCAUUCAGCUCAGCAUCAUCAUGCUGGGCAAGCAGCUGAUCCAGAACAACAUCUUCGAAAUCGGGAUCCCGAAGUUAAAGAAGCUGAUCCACGCGCUGAAGGAGAAGAAGCCGACUCUGAAGGAGAAGGACGGGGAGCGGCCUCCCCAGCAGUGGAACCUGGACUACGCUCUGGCUCCGUUUGAAGGCCUCACACCGGAGUACAUGGAGAUGAUUAUCCAGUUUGGCUUUGUGUCUCUGUUCGUGGCGUCGUUCCCUCUGGCCCCGCUCUUCGCCCUGUUGAACAACGUCAUUGAAAUCAGGCUGGAUGCCAGGAAGUUUGUCACAGAGUUACGCAGGCCAGUCACUGCACGGGCUAAAGACAUCGGCGUAUGGUACAACAUUUUGAGCGGAAUGGGCAAACUGUCGGUAAUAAUAAAUGCCUUUGUGAUCUCCUUCACGUCAGACUUCAUCCCUCGGCUCGUCUACCAGUACAUGUACAGCCAGACGGGCACCAUGCACGGAUUCAUCGACCACACCCUCUCCUUCUUCAACGUUUCCAAUUUCAAGCCUGGCACCGCGCCACACAGCUCGGCCCUCGAAGACAUCACUGUCUGCCGGUACAAGGACUACAGGGAACCCCCCUGGUCUUCUGAUGCGUACCAGUUCUCCAAGCAGUACUGGUCCGUUCUGUCUGCCAGACUGGCCUUCGUCAUCUUGUUCCAGAACUUGGUGAUGUUCCUCAGCCUCAUGGUUGCCUGGGUGAUCCCAGACGUCCCCAAGACUAUCGUGGAGCAGCUCAAACGGGAAAAGAAGCUCCUGGUGGAUCUGUUUCUGCAGGAGGAGAAGGAGAAAUUCCAGCUCAUCCAGAGCCUCUUCGUCAAGCCCAACAGCCAGUCGCCCACAGCGGGCCCGGCCUUCCCCGUUCUGGGCAGAUACAGCACUCUGCCCUCGGGCCCCACAGCCGGAGACGGAGGGGGGCCGAGGGCGAGGUCCAGGGCCGCCAGCUUCAGUCAGUUCAGCGACAAGAUGUCUUCGUUGCCCAGGAAAGAAAACGCAAACUCAAAGCACACGGCGGUGUGACGCGUUCCGUUCCGCCUGGUCAGGGCAGAAGGAUUAAGUUUAAACGGGGCCUGUAAAGCCAACAGACUCGGCCCUUUUCCUGUGUGUUGCCUGUAUCGUUUGUGUCCUGGUGUGUGUGACACGGUAGUGCGGUGGUGAUGUCAUCACAGGUCUCCUGCAGAAGUAUAGACUGGUCCUUGCUGGCCUCAGUGUGUGGCUCUUUAACAGUCAGCCCUGAACGAACGGCUGUGUGAGAGUUCUGUUCCAACUCGCACGACUGUUCACCUGACAAAGUGUUGUCAUUUUUCUCCUUUUUCUUUUUUGUACAAUCUAUUUAGUGAGGCACAUGAGCUUCAUAGCGUAGAGAAGCAAUAAUUACUAUAUUAGGUUGAAUAAGUGGUCAGGAACCUGGAAGAACUGCAAACCAACAGACUACUUUGACAGGAAACACUAACCCACCAACAGACUGACCAACAUCGUGGCUUAAACUUUAGGGCUGUCUGAUCUGUGAUUUUCCUACUUUGUGUAUUUUUGUUUACAGAUUUUGUAGCUCUCACGACAUUCCACAUUUUCUGGACUGUUUUUGAUUCUCUUUAUAAAUUACUAAUAACUUUAAAGGUGGUUUACCCAACCGAUGGUGACCGGUGAUGACGGCUGCUGGUUGGUUCCUUCGGCCCCGCUCUAGGUGCUGAUGGAACAGGGAAAUGCCAAUAUGGCACACUGUGGUGCCGUUCACCUCCCUCCAAACUGUAGUAUCAGAACUCCAUGAUCUCUGAGGCUGAAAAUCUCUUCUGAGCCAUAAGGAACUUUUGCUGUCCUCACCAUGACACUAAUGGACAGAGUGAACUACACUCACUGUGUUUCUGCUAAAUGAAUGAAAAACUACAUCCACAUUCCUUUAUAAUGAAGCAGUGGAGUUCUCCUGGGAUCAGGGUUCUGACCGAUGACCUUUAUGUUGCGUUGGUGAACUUCAAAGUCUUCGAUUCUUCAGACGUUACACAGGUUCUUCCAAAAAUUCGCACCCCUCGAGUUUUUUUCCCCACAUUUUGUUACAAUCGCAUCCACAAAUUUGACUGUUUAUUAGGAUCUUAUGUGAUAGAACAACACAAAGUAAUUCAUAAUUGUGAAGUGGAAGAAAGAAAGGAAGAAAGAAGACGUUUUUCGGCAUUGAGUUUGCAUGCUCUCGCAGUUCAAGCAUAGAUUGUCUCCGGGUACUCCUACUUCCUCACACAGUCCAGAAACAUAACUCUUCAGUUAAUUGGUUUAUCUAAAUUGUCCCCAGUGAUGAGUGUGUGCGUCCAUGGUUCCCUGUUCUGUGCAUUUGUGUUGCGCUGAGAUGUACUGGGAACUCACUUAAGGGUAUUCUGGUAAAAGCCAGCUCCUUGUUCUGGACUUCGCUUUGUCCAGAGAGACUGGUCUCUCGACUGUUGAGAAGCAAUCGCUUGCUGGAGGAGUGGACUUUCAAACAACUGGAUCUCAUGUUGCCCAGUCGCUAUCAUCUGGCUGUGACAUACGUAAUGCUCCAGCUUGAUCAAGCUUACCGGAAAUUGUGUGCGCUGUAAACAACUCCGUGGGGAGUAAUGCCAAGACAUCUUUUGCCAGCAAUAAAAUGUCUUAAACAUUCA
Poeciliopsis prolifica (blackstripe livebearer) is the source of this 5122-nucleotide messenger RNA. It is a transcript of the gene ano2b, whose product is annotated as anoctamin 2b. Gene Ontology annotation, biological process: chloride transmembrane transport. The coding region runs from base 198 to 3518 and encodes 1106 amino acids. Gene Ontology annotation, molecular function: chloride channel activity; protein dimerization activity. Gene Ontology annotation, cellular component: plasma membrane. The record is from RefSeq and is a predicted model, not a curated record. NCBI's taxonomy places the organism in Eukaryota, Metazoa, Chordata, Actinopteri, Cyprinodontiformes, Poeciliidae. The transcript is spliced from 27 exons.